This is a messenger RNA of Plectropomus leopardus (leopard coralgrouper), 1665 nucleotides long. RefSeq names its product heterogeneous nuclear ribonucleoprotein C-like. Gene Ontology annotation, cellular component: nucleus. NCBI's taxonomy places the organism in Eukaryota, Metazoa, Chordata, Actinopteri, Perciformes, Serranidae. Gene Ontology annotation, molecular function: RNA binding. The record is from RefSeq and is a predicted model, not a curated record.
GCGCCACAGCCAGUUACGUCAGCUCGGUGGGCAGAAUAAAGCUAGCUCGCUGCUGAAAAGGUGCGAAACGCCUGUGCUCGUAGAAGGACAAUAUUUGACCGAUUUUACCGAAAUCAAGGCAUUUUACUCGUAAAGGUCGUGUAUAAAUCGCGAGGGGCGCAGGUGAAGGUCGAGACACCAGCCCAAACUCAUCCCAGCCCACAGUGUCAAACAUCACAGACGACAGCCCUUCACACAGACGCUAUGGAUCAUUCACCCCACACCUCCAGCCUGAUGGCCAGCAGCAACGUCACCAACAAGACCGACCCACGCUCUCUCAACUCCCGGGUCUUCAUCGGCAACCUCAACACCCUGCUCGUCACCAAGGCCGAUGUCGAGUCCAUCUUCUCCAAAUAUGGCAAGGUCGUCGGCUGCUCUGUCCACAAGGGCUACGCCUUCGUUCAGUUCGCCAACGAGAGGAAUGCCCGAGCGGCCGUCGACGGGGAGGAUGGCAGGAUGAUUGUCGGGCAAGUGCUUGAUAUCAACCUGGCCGGAGAACCCAAACCACAGAGGUCAAAAACCACCAAACGCUCAGCUGGAGACAUGUACAGUUCCUCAUUUGAGGUUGACUAUGACUUUCAGAGAGAUUACUACGACAGAAUGUACUCGUACCCGUCCCGUGUACCCGCUCCCCCUCCCCCCUUGUCGCGGGCCGUGGUCCCGUCCAAGCGCCCGCGGGUCAGCCUGAGCGGAGGAAGCAGCCGGCGAACCAAAAGCAGCUUCUCCUCUUCCUCCAAGAGCAGUCAGAGGACUUCCUCCUCCAGAGCAAUGAAAGUGGACGAGCUGCAGACCAUCAAGCGCGAGUUGACUCAAAUCAAAAGCAAAGUGGACGACCUGCUGGACAACCUGGAGCGCAUGGAGAAGGACCACAACAAGAAGUUAGAAGCCAAGAGCGGAAAAACGGAGCCUGGAGAGGUGACUUCCCCUCCGCACUCAGGCAACCAGAAGGACGACGGGAUCAAGAGAGAGAUGAACGACUCCGACGAGGAGGAAGAGGAGGAGGGAGACCUGCUGGAGGAGGAAGAGGUGAGGGGUCAGGAGAGGGAGGACUUUGAGGAGGAGGAAGAGGAGGAGGAGGAGGAAGGAGAGCAUGUGGAAGGUGACGAAGAUGCUGAUAGUGUCAACGGCGAGGAGGACUCCUAGAUGCGGACCACACAGACGCAUGCAGCGUACACACAACUUCCAGUAGGAACUCGGACUCUUGUUUUAACACUCAUGAUGUUGAUAUAAAAAGCAAACGUGCACUCACACACGAGCAUGGUGCACACACUCAUGUUGUCCCUAAAGCUGAUUAAUUUGAUUUUUUUGUUGUUGUUUAUUUUGGCCAGUUGUCCAGUGUUAAUGUUACAGGAAUAACUAGCUGUAGGUUUGGGUUUGUGUUUUUACUGCAUCGCUUCAUGGGCUGUUGAUGUUCUCAGAGACGACAGCUCGACGGACAUGUCUGAAGGCGAGGACGAAAGUUCAGCUCCGAAAGCCCGUUUUUAGGUUCAGUGCGUUUUGUUUUUGCUCAGCGGGGAGUUUGUUUGACCUUGUGUGUCUGUAUGUUGAUGUCAGUUUUUUAUACUAUUCAGUUUCAAUUUAACUGUAAAGGAAUAAAUUGCAAUAAAAUAUUAAAAUGGGAAGAGA